AUGGGGUCGCAAAGAGUCAGACACGACUGAGUGAACUGACUGACUGACUGACUGACUGAGUGUUUCUAAGGAGUAAAAUAGGGAAGUAAGUAAAGAUGCACUAGUGAAUGUAACAUAGCCUGAAAUUCAUUAGGGCAAGGAUCCUAUGUUUUCAUCAUCGUAUUCCUAACACCUGUUUUUGUGCCUACCACCAUGUGUAUGUGCUAAGUCACUUCAGUCAUGUCUGACUCUGUGACCCUGUGGACUACAGCCCAUCAGGCUCCUCUGUCCUUUGGAUUCUCCAGGCAAGAAUACUGGAACGGAUUGCCAUUCUCUUCUCCAGGGAAUCUUCCCAACCCAGGAAUCGAACCCUCCAUCUUCUGAGGCUCCUGUAUUACAGGCAGAUGCUUUAUUGCUGAGCCGCUGGGAAAGCUGAGUAGAUGACAAUAACUAUUACUUAAAUUAAUAGACGAUCUGCUGAAUAUAGAAUUGGGAGAAGGAGGAGGGAUCUAGAGAAAGGAAACAAGGAGAAGGGAUUUAAAGGUGAUUUCAUACAUGAAGAAAUGUAAAUGAUUGAUCAAGUCUUUUGAGAUCAAUACUUGUUCAGUCCCUGAGUUGUAUCUGACUCUUUGUGACUGGACUGCAAUACGCCAGGCUGUCAAUCUUUUACUUGUAUUGCUCUAUCAAACCAUGGGUUUAAAAUAAUUAUUUAGUUUUCUGCUGUCAUCCUGAGUGGUAGCUGCUGAAAUGAGCAAGUUCACAAAACCCGGGAACGCGAUGCUGGCCCUGGCCAGUCACUACGAAGGACACAAAGUGGUCAUCAUGAAGAACAUUGGUGACAGCAGCUCAGACACACCCCACAGACAUGCUCUGCUGGCUGGAACUCAUCGCUCUCCCUGCAAAGUGACAGCUGCCUCGGCCAAGAAGAAAAUCGCCAAGAGGUCAAAGAUCAAGUCUUUCGUGAAAGUUUAUCAUUAUAAUCACCUCAGGCCCACAACGUACUCUGUGGGUAUCCCCUUGGACGAAACUGUUGGCAACAAGGAUAUCUUCAGAGACCCUGCUAUCAAAUGCAAAGCCUGAUGAGAGGCCAAGGUCAAGUUCAAGGCUAGAUA
Dama dama (fallow deer) is the source of this 1091-nucleotide messenger RNA. Its product is annotated as large ribosomal subunit protein eL27-like. Bases 727 to 1059 code for a protein of 110 amino acids. Gene Ontology annotation, cellular component: ribosome; cytosolic large ribosomal subunit. Gene Ontology annotation, biological process: translation. The transcript has a single exon. Gene Ontology annotation, molecular function: structural constituent of ribosome. Lineage: Eukaryota; Metazoa; Chordata; Mammalia; Artiodactyla; Cervidae. The record is from RefSeq and is a predicted model, not a curated record.